Messenger RNA from Varanus komodoensis (Komodo dragon), 2778 nucleotides. It is a transcript of the gene DOK6, whose product is annotated as docking protein 6. Bases 437 to 1432 code for a protein of 331 amino acids. Gene Ontology annotation, biological process: positive regulation of MAPK cascade; cell surface receptor protein tyrosine kinase signaling pathway. The record is from RefSeq and is a predicted model, not a curated record. Gene Ontology annotation, cellular component: cytoplasm. Lineage: Eukaryota; Metazoa; Chordata; Lepidosauria; Squamata; Varanidae. The transcript is spliced from 8 exons.
AGCAGCGGGAGCUGCCCAGGGAAGGAACGCACAGCGCAGCUGGAAGAGCAGCGGAGCUGCUCCAGGCGGCGGCGGCGGAGGCGGCGGAGGCGGCGGGGGGCAAGGAGCCCGAGCCCCUUCCCCUUUCCCUCCCCGAGGCAAAAGAGCCGCUCGCCCGCGUCCUGCCUCCUCCGCCGCCCGCGUUCCGGAGCUGAGCGCGGCGCGCUGCGAGAGGAGGCGCGGUGGGCUGCGCUGGGCCAGCACGAGAGGACCUGCUCCGCUGCUGGCGGGGCCGCCUGGAUGCCAGAGGCGUCUCGGGAGCCGGCGGCCGAAGGUGUGCGGCGGCGGCGGGAGGAAGAAGGAGGACGAGGGGGCGGAGGAGGAGCGGCGGCGGCGGCAGCGGAGGGCGGCGACCCCGGGCACGGAUCGGGGACGUCGUGGCCCCCGCGCCCCGGACAUGGCCUCCAACUUUAACGACAUAGUCAAGCAAGGCUACGUGAAAAUCCGCAGCAGGAAGCUCGGGAUUUUCAGAAGAUGCUGGUUAGUUUUCAAGAAAGCUUCCAGUAAAGGACCUAGAAGGCUAGAAAAAUUUCCAGAUGAAAAAGCAGCAUAUUUCAGAAAUUUUCACAAGGUAACUGAACUGCACAACAUCAAAAACAUAACCAGACUGCCUCGAGAGACAAAGAAGCAUGCAGUAGCAAUUAUCUUUCAUGAUGAGACGUCAAAGACAUUUGCCUGUGAGUCAGAGCUUGAGGCAGAAGAGUGGUGCAAGCAUCUUUGUAUAGAAUGUCUAGGAACCAGACUUAAUGAUAUCAGCCUUGGUGAGCCUGAUCUACUUGCUGCAGGAGUUCAGAGAGAGCAAAAUGAGCGGUUCAACGUAUACCUGAUGCCUACACCAAAUUUAGAUAUCUACGGGGAAUGUACAAUGCAGAUCACACAUGAAAACAUCUAUCUCUGGGACAUCCACAAUGCUAAGGUGAAGCUAGUUAUGUGGCCCCUCAGUUCUCUGCGAAGAUACGGGCGUGACUCAACAUGGUUCACCUUCGAAUCUGGAAGGAUGUGUGACACGGGAGAAGGGCUGUUCACCUUUCAGACAAGGGAAGGCGAGAUGAUCUAUCAGAAGGUCCAUUCUGCAACACUGGCAAUAGCUGAGCAGCAUGAAAGAUUGAUGAUGGAGAUGGAACAAAAAGCACGGCUUCAGACCAAUUUGACUGAACCAAUGACAUUACCCAAGUCAAUCUCACUUCCUCGUAGCGCAUACUGGCAUCACAUCACUCGACAGAACAGCAUGGGAGAAAUCUACAGUUUACAAGGUCACAGCCUCGGCUCAAUGAAGGUGGCUCGUGCACAGACAUUUCCCAGCUACACCUCAGAGCAGGGUGAGGAGCAUGAGCCGCACCUGUCCCUGUCUAGCAGCUAUGGAUUCAGCUACAGCUCAGGCCUCAUCCAAUGACACAUGUCUUGUGUCUGAGCAGAAAGACAGUCUAGUGUGGAACCUGCCUGCAGUUCCUGGAAGCCACGUCCUUUCAUAUGUGUUCAGAGAAGACAAUCCAUAGUAAAACAAAGGACAUAAGUCUCCAGGCUGGCAACAGUGAAGGUGAAAGCUUGGAUCACUGCUUCCCCAAGGCAGAAUCUAAGUCUCUUAUUUAUUUAAAUUUUAAUAUUUGAUUUUGACCAUUUUUUAAAGGAGAAAUAAAAAAAGAAUUCCCCCUGAUGCUGUGCAGAUUUCUCCACAACCUAACCCACAAUCUGCUGUGGGAGGUUGAGCAUAAUAUUGCAUUUUCAGUGUGAGGCUAGUCAAGUUUGAUCAUCCACGGCAGUAACCACCUUUAUGUCCAAAGCAUCAACCUUCCAGCUGGGCUCCUUCUUACAGAAAUGUUAGCAGAUGAAAAAAGCUGUAAAAUGCACUCUGGAAGGACAGUUGCAAUCCUAUCACCAGUUAUGCACAGUUUAGCCCCAUUGGUCUCAAGUGGAAAUUAUGCAUGAAUAACUUUAGGACUGUAGGCUAGAACUACAGUUCUGAGAAAGACUUGUUGACUAUCUGAUUCUCAUCACUACAGUUAAUAUACAAGAUAGAUACAUAGAUAGAUACUGUCAAUGGGAUGGCAUGGCAAUGCUUAGUAGCCUUGCAGAAAUUAGAUUGUUUUGUGUAUAAAGAAGUCAUUUGCCUAGAAUAUUCCCCACACUGGAUUUGUAUGCCCAGAUUCUGCUCUUAUUUGCAUUCUGCACCUAAAAAUUCACAGCCUCCCAUUGGGAACAGUGAUCAUGAAUUUCAAGGGAAGACUGUGCCUUAAGGCAUUGUCAAAGUCUUCCCAUUGUAGAUAAUACUUAAAUUGUGAAGUCUGAAUUUAUACUCAGUAUACUUCUAACUUUGUAUACUGCAUAGGUGAGAAUUGAUGCCACAUUGCUGGAUGGAAGACUCAUGGGCCAUAGUCUUAUAGAACAAGAUGCUUGACUGGUAGAAUAAGUAUAUUUCCAAAUUCAGCUCUUAUUGUUGGUCUAGUAGCUAACAAUAUGGAUCUGUUUUUGUCAAUGAUUUGUUUGUUUGUUUGUUUGUUCUGGGUUUCUUUUCCCAAUGUCUAAUGAAGCUACAUCUUAGAUCUUAUGUACAGCCAUAGAUGAGUCCCAAUUAAAUUUCACAUUAAUAUAUCUCCUUGUUCUGUUGACCUUCUAACAGACCUCUUACAAAAGACAACCACAUGAAUCUGAGUUGUACACAGCUGAUACUUGAAUCCUGUUGAACUCUUAUUGGCUCAUGGUGCCAAAGGGUUGUAGUUCUUUCCCAAAGCCGAACAGAAA